Messenger RNA from Clonostachys rhizophaga, 1794 nucleotides. NCBI's taxonomy places the organism in Eukaryota, Fungi, Ascomycota, Sordariomycetes, Hypocreales, Bionectriaceae. The record is from the annotation of a GenBank genome assembly.
AUGGCUCAUCUAUGGAGCCUUCUGGCGUUCAUUGCAUCGGCCGCAACUGUGAUCUCGCCGGCAGCAGCUGACAGUCAAGGUUCCUUGCUCUGGGAUCCUCCCUACGAAAAUGAAGCAAAUGUGUAUGCUAGGGCUGUAGAACUUCAGCAUGCCGGGUCUAGCAAUGGCAAGCUACUAGCCACUUGGGAGCAUUGGUAUGCCAAUACCACCGAGAAUGCUGCGUACCCAAACGGCACUGAGGGCAGCUUCAUCAUUCGCGAGAGUGAAGAUGGCGGAGAGACCUGGAACACUUUGACAACCAUCUUCGACACGCAGACAGGACCCGGCCAUCCUUGCGCGCGCUUCUGGCAACCAUUCUUCUUUGAGUUCCCACACCAGCUUGGUGACUAUCCGGAAGGCACGCUGCUCCUAGUCGGCAACCUUGUGCCUACCAACAAAUCAUUCACCGAGUUCUUCACCUGGAGAUCGAGCGACCACGGACGCACUUGGGACCCCGUGGGAGCUUGGCAAGAAGGCGGUACGACGAGAGCCGGGAUCUGGGAACCUUUCCUUUACCUAGAUGGAGAUGGGGCACUCAUGGCUGCCUUCUCCGAUGAGAGAAACGCCACAACCCACAGCCAGAUGCUGGUUCAAGUCGUAUCCAGAGAUGGCGGAGAUACAUGGGGCGACGUUAUCCCUACCGUAGCGAGUGACAUUCAGACAGAUCGCCCUGGAAUGCCCACUGUUACGUUGAUGGAUAAUGGCGAGUAUUUGAUGGCCUACGAGGUUUGUGGACGGGAUCCAUUGAACUGUCCCGUCUACGUGAAAACAUCUCCCGAUGGGAAAACAUGGGUUGAGAAUGAUCUGGGCACUGCCGUCGUAUCUGAGGACGGGCGCUAUCUUGGAUCCAGUCCGUAUGCGCUCUGGGACCCGUCCACAAAGCAGUUGCUUCUUGCUGGACAUAAUACUUGGGACAUAACGGCCAACACAAGAACUGCUGAAGCUCAGCGUAGCGUAUACAUCAACAAAAACUAUGGGGUUGGUAACUGGUCUUGGGCUCCCUCUCCCUGGGCUGUCAGCUAUGCUUCGUCUGCAUGCAACUCCAAUUACAGCCCCCACAUGCUUCUUCGUUCGAACGGAAUCAUCCGUUAUACGUCCCCAACCAGCCAAGGUUCUUCUGGAUAUUGUGCUGUGCGAACCGGACAGGCGCCUAUUGGGGGUUUGCCAUACGCGGCUGACUUCGCAGCUAGUGGACAGCUCGGCUGGAUCAACACCGGAGCAACUGGCAAGGUGACCUGGUCUGUUUCAGGUGACCAAUACAACUUUGGCACAGUUGGGGACUCUAUUUCUGCUCUGGCCAUUACAGGAUCAACGGGCUGGACAGACUACAAGAUCAGUGCUGAUGCACAGAUUGUUGGCAGCAACGGGACUGCAGGCCUACUUGCACGAGUGUCUCGACCAAAGCCAGGCCUUGACCAAUUUUACGGCUACACGUUGGCUAUUGAAAGCUCGACAGGGAACGUGACUCUAUACAUGAACACGGACAACGCCGUCGCCUUGGUCUCAAUAGCCUUCUCCGGAGGAAUUGAACCGGGCGCAUGGUACUCCAUGUCCCUUGCCGUCCAAGGCUCGCAAUUGACGGCAGCACUCAGCUCCGAAGAUUCUAGCUCUAACGUGACGUUCACUGUGAGCAACGAUAAUCAUCCAUGGGGCAUGGCUGGGUUGAUUGGGAAAGUUGGGGGAGGGGGUUUUAGGAAUGCAUUUAUUGAAAAAAUCACGAUGCAUUCUACUACAACACUAGAUCGACAAAUUUAA